AAACUGGUUUCUUUCACCGAGAAAUUGCAGUAACUGUAAAGAUUUGGCAGGUGCAGUAAAACGCCAAUUGGGACCACGUUCCUCAAUGGCUACUGAGUUCUUCAAGAAAAGUAAUUUAGUUGCAUAGGAUUUAAAUAUAGAGAAAAGUGACAGACAGGUCUGAUCAGAAGAGUUCCUUGUGUGGGUCUGUUUGUGGUUUCCUUCUACCUACCAAGAGCCUGUCUGCAGUUUCUCUGAACAGUCAAUAACAUUUGAAAGGAAAUAAUCUUAACGGCUACAGGGAAACCUGCUCUCGAUAACAAGCCUGUUGGACAAAUACCAGGAUUUUGCCUAAUCUUUACCAGUAUUUUGGUUAUAUUUCUGAAACUUCAGGAUACAUGAGCAGGAUGGAGAAAGGGUGACCUGAGGGGCAGCUGUGGAUGGUGCUGUGCAGAUCGCAGCUUCAAACCACCCCUGGAUGGUAUGUUUUGGAGCUGGUGUCAGAGAACGAGCAGAGUUGAAGGGUCAAAAUUAUCCCGACUGGAACUGGCAGCACAAAGGUUGACAGAUGAUGUCACAGGGCAUUGGAAGAAGCCAGUUGCACCCCUCAGUAUUGUAGCUGCUGUGUGAGAUAAUGGAAGGUAUUUGGAUCAACAGAUAUCGGAAGCAACUGGUAAAAUCCAUCAGUGGGCCCUUUCUGGAGACUAUAAUCCGUUACAUGAAGAGGCAGGAUCUGAUCAGUGCUGAAGAAGUGAAUCAGAUUCAGGAACUGAGUGCCCUAUCAGACAAAGUGAAGGCAGUCAUUGAUGUUCUGGCUGGUAAAGGGAACACAGCCUCUGAGUCACUGCAGACCUUUAUAGAAACUACUAACUUGCAGCUGUACCUUUCAAUUACAAUUUAUGAGCCAAUGGUACAGAAACACAUUGAAGUCCUGCAGAGCAAGUUUGGGAAUGGGAAUGAAAUCAGUGGUGUGUGUGAAAAGUCCUCCCUGGAAAGACUCACCAAUCUCCUGCUAAUUGAUGGGCUGACAGACAUCCAACAGAAAGAGCAUGAUGUCAUGCAAACUGAGGCCACCAGAGGGAUGAAGAACAGCCCAAAACAUAUCCCAUUGGACAGACUCUUCCUGCCCCUUUCAAAGGUUAAUAACCCGCCACGCAUUUUAGUAACAGUUGGGGUGGCUGGAAUUGGUAAAAGCACUUUGGUGAAAAUAUUGGUGUACAAAUGGCUGAAGGGGGACUUGUACAGAGAUGUCACUUUCAUAUUCCCCUUCAUGUUUCGAGAGCUGAACUCCUUUGAAAGGAUCUCUGCGGAAAAGCUGCUCAAGUUGACCUUUCCCCACAUUACUGAAACCAACCACAUUCUGAAUGGGACAGCAAAGGUGGUGCUGAUCUUUGAUGGACUGGAUGAGUUCAAGUAUCCACUUGAGUUUUCAAACCCCCAGACAUGCACUGACCCAAAAAAAGAUAUCCAGAUUGACAACUUAAUCGCAAACAUAAUACGGGGCACUAUCUUCUCCCAGGCAACAGUAUGGAUCACUUCACGCCCAACAGGAGCAAGUCAAAUCCCAGCUGGAAUUGUAGACAGAAUGACAGAACUCAGGGGCUUUGGGGAAUUGGAGAUGAAGGACUUCUUGGAAUCAGUCUUUGAAGAAAGACCAAUGGCUAUGCGGGUCUUUUCGCAUAUAAAAGCCCACAAGUCACUCUACAUAAUGUGCUCUGUCCCGUCCUUUUGUCUGAUGAUUGGGCUGUCCCUUGCAUACUACCUCAGAAUCAGUAAUGACAGUCAUAAGGCUGGAAAUUUCCCCAGGACAAUGACAGAAAUCUACACAUAUUUCUUCAAAAUGAUUCUCAAUGGGGACUGGCAAGAAAAGGAACAGGAGGCACCAAAAAUUGAUCAAACUUUCAGCAAUAACAAGAAACUGAUUGUUAACCUAAGCAGAUUGGCAUUUUAUGGGUUAAUCAAACGUAAGUUUGUUUUCUAUGAGCAGGACAUGAAGGCAUAUGGCAUUGACCUCAUCUCACUACAGGGAAGCUUGUGCACUAGGAUCUUCACCAAAGAUGACUCCAAUAUCUGUACAGUUUACUACUUUACACACAUAACAAUGCAGGAGUACCUAGCUGCCAUUUAUUAUUACACCGCAGCCAAAAGGGCCAUAUUUGACCUCUUCACUGACAGUGCCAUGUCUUGGCCCAAGUUAGGUUUCCACAAUCAUUUUAAGAAUGCGGUCAGUAAGUCCCUCCAGUCAGAAGAUGGUCACUUGGACAUAUUUGUGCGCUUUCUCUCUGGUCUGCUCUCACCAGAAGUGAACAGAUUGUUGCAGGGCCUGCUCCUGACAAAAGAUGAACACAACAGCUACCGAGCACCAGUGAUGCACCACCUGCAGUGCUGCCUCAACACCGAUUACGUCAUCUCGUCGAGAACGGUCAACAUCAUGCAUUGCCUCCACGAGCUGCAGGACACUGAGAUCGCUAAGGGGGUGGCAGAUGCUCUCAGAACGGGGAGUCUGGCUGGGAGACUGACUCCUAUCAACUGUUCCGCUUUGGCCUACCUUCUGCAAGUGUCUGAAGAAUGCAUGGAAGAGACCAAUCUCUCCAACUGCCUGAGCUACAAUAUCUUCAAAAGCUUGCUCCCCCGCCUGUUGUACUGCCACAACCUCAGGCUGGAAAACAACCAGUUCAAAGACAAUGUGAUGGAUCUACUGGGGAGCUUGUUGAGUGCGAAGGACUGUCAGAUCAAAAAGAUUAGUUUAGCUGAAAACCUAAUUAGCAACAAAGGGGCAAAGGCAAUUGCUCGGUCACUGAUGGUGAACAGGACUCUGGCUGCUUUAGACCUCAGGAGCAAUUCGAUUGGGCCCAAAGGAGCAAAAGCAUUCUCUGAUGCCUUGAAGAUAAACCAGGGCUUGGUCUCACUGAAUCUUCAGAAUAAUUUUGUGGCUGAAGAUGGAGCAAGAUUCACCGCAGAAGCUCUUCAUGUGAAUCGCAAGCUGACCGUAUUGAACCUUCAAAAGAAUUCCAUCGGCCCCGAAGGCGCAAAGCGGAUUGCGAGUGCCUUAAAGAAUAACGGGAACUUAAAGGAACUCAUCCUGUCCAGUAACUGUGUGGGUGAUAUCGGAGCCACUGCCAUAGCUGAAGCCUUGAAAGUGAACAAAAGUCUCACAACACUCAACCUCCAGAGUAAUUCAAUAAGUAACAAUGGUGCCACUGCCCUGACUGCGGCUCUCAAACUGAACGAAGGCCUCAUUGACCUGAACCUUCGAGAAAAUUCGAUUGGCCUCAAUGGUGCAAGGGAAAUUGCGAAUGCAUUACGUGUGAACAAGGUGCUCAAGACCUUGGAUUUAACAGCGAACUUGUUACAUGAUGAAGGAACAGCAGCCAUUGCUUCAGCUAUCCGAGAAAACCAAACCCUCACAUCUCUGCAUCUUCAGUGGAACUUCAUUGGUUCAGAAGCUGCAAAAGCUUUAGCUCAAGCACUACAGUCCAAUCACAGCAUCACCAGCCUCGACCUUCAAGAAAACUGUAUUGGAGAUGAAGGAAUCAUCGCUCUUUCAGCUGCACUCAAAUGUAACUCGGUGUUGACCUCCUUGUAUCUACAGGGAACUUCAGUGGGUGUGAGAGGUGCCAAGGCCUUGGCUGAUGCCUUGCUGGUGAAUAACAGCCUGACGACUCUGGAUCUUCGAGGAAACUUGGUGUGUGUGGCUGGGGCGAAGGCAAUCGCCACUGGUCUGAAAGUGAACAACAGCCUCCGGACUCUCAACCUUCAAGAAAAUUCCUUGGGUCUGGAUGGGGCAAUGUGCAUUGCAAUUGCACUGAAAUACAACCACUGCCUCAGUCAUAUCAAUCUCCAGGGCAACAGGAUUGGUGAAUCAGGGGCAAAGGUCAUCGCUACUGAAAUCAGAAGCAAAUCUCCACACUGCAUUGUUGAAAUGUGAACCAAAUCAUCUGGAAUGGAAUCUACAGCAGUAGUGACUGGCUCAGAAUGCCCCCUUCCUCAUAUAAUACACUCCAUUUCACUCAAAUGUUUCAUACACUUUAAACUGGACAGCCCUCGGGGUUUUUGAAAGGCAGGUACUGGGUGUGGUGAUCUCUGACUCUCAAAGUCUCUGAUAGGUGUGCACAGGGUGUGAUGACCUCCCCAAGCAGGGCUAUAGUUUGUCUUUACUGCAGUACUGAUGAGCUACAGUGUAGGGAUGUUUCCACUCACAGGCUGUAUUUGAAGUGACUGAAUACACAAUAAUCUACUUUAAAUCCAAUCCCUGUGAAAAGGAUAAUCAAGCACUGUACUGAAGAGAGACUAACCCAGUACUGUACCUAAGGCAGACUACUAUAUUUUUUUCCAGUGACACCUUUAGAACCUGACUGGAUUAUUUAAUUUGUUGGGCUGUUCCUAUUUGUUGCUGGGCAUCAUAUGGCUGGUGUUGAUGCCACCUGUAGCCCCAUAGUACCUACAGCAUUGGAACUGUGCUUAGAUACCACAAACCUAGAAAUGUUGCUGUAGACCAAGGUGUUGUAGACCAGAGGGCAGAGAUGUGGCUAAUUAUUAUUUACAGAUAAAUUACAGGGAAUAUUCCACAGGGUCAGCAGUAAUGAUGAGGCAGAUUCCUGGAUUCAUUUUGGUAGGAAGAACAGGGAGAGGCAAUAUAAAAAUGAUGCAAUUCUAAAGGGGUGCAGGAGAAUUG
Molecule: messenger RNA, 4654 nt
Organism: Carcharodon carcharias (great white shark)
Lineage: Eukaryota; Metazoa; Chordata; Chondrichthyes; Lamniformes; Lamnidae
Gene: nlrc3
Product: NLR family, CARD domain containing 3
Exons: 19
Coding region: 614-3907 (1097 amino acids)
Biological process (GO): regulation of apoptotic process; negative regulation of canonical NF-kappaB signal transduction
Cellular component (GO): cytosol
Molecular function (GO): protein binding
Source: RefSeq, a predicted model, not a curated record